This is a messenger RNA of Podarcis muralis (Common wall lizard), 1664 nucleotides long. Its product is annotated as phospholipase A2 inhibitor gamma subunit B-like. The record is from RefSeq and is a predicted model, not a curated record. Lineage: Eukaryota; Metazoa; Chordata; Lepidosauria; Squamata; Lacertidae. Gene Ontology annotation, cellular component: extracellular region. Gene Ontology annotation, molecular function: phospholipase inhibitor activity.
GGGAAGCUUGACUGAUCUCUUCUACAGAACAGUUCCCCACCUCCCAACUACACAUACACAUAUACGCAGUUGCAUCAAGGAGGCAGAAGUGUGGGUUGGAUUCGUUUUGUGUGUGUGUUCAAGGCUUGUGAACAGCUCUCAGUUGAAAUCUAGAAUGAUGCAGACUCCUCUUUUCAUCAGCCUCCUUGCUGCCUUCAUAGCCCUGGGAAUGGCUCUAGAAUGUGAGCAAUGUACUGGGCCGACAAGCCGCUGCUCAGGACCUAUGAUGCAAUGCACCCAGGAGCAAGACACAUGUGUUUCUCGGGUGUUGAGUGUCAGCAUUUCUGGAAUAGACCAAAAUGUUUUUGAGAAGGGUUGCGGCUCAUCAAAAUUGUGUGGCAAAGGGCCCCAAAUCAUCAACAGUGGCCUAUUUGGAACAACAGUAAUCGAGACUCAUUGCUGUGUGGGAGCUGCCUGCAAAACAACAUGGCCCCCUACUCCAAGGAGAAACACCACAUUGAAUGGAAGGCAAUGCUCCACUUGCCCACCUGAUGGAACCGAGUGUAAGUUUCCGCCCAUCAAAUGUGCUGGAGAGGAGACCAAAUGCUUUGAGAUAUCUGGAGCUACAACCAUAGCAGGACAAACCGCAAGCACUGUCCUCAAGGGCUGUGCAAAUGAACUGGCCUGUCAAGCAAUGGAAAUAGGCACCAAAACAUUUGGGAAUGUGAUACAAGAAGUCAAGUCAGCUAAAUGCACAGAUGGGGCAGCCAGUACCAUCCCAGGAUCCCUCGGACUCCUCUUCCCAGCCCUUAGCGGCCUGCUGCUGGUCAAGUUCCUUGCUUGAUUCCCCAGUUGAUGCUAAGAUUGGAGAAUCCGCUUUGAGCUACUCCUCUUUUCUGCUUGCUUGUGGCUAUUAUUGAGGCCACUACAGAUGCUGAAGAGCAAGGGCCAAUGGCCACUCUCCAGUCUUGUCUGUCUGGUCCUUGAGAGUCUUCCUUUGACACCUCCCUGCCCCUGUCACCCACCUUGAGCACUUUUGGCUGCUUGGAAUGUGUCGUUGUGCUCUGAUGAUGCUUUUAGCUUGCCUGGUUGGAAGACAGAGAUGGAUGGCUGAGUGUGUGUGCACAAGCUAGUCUCCUAUGCAAAGGAGAGCUUUACAUUCGCUAGUUCCCCGACAGUUGCCUCAGGCUCUGCCUACCAAAGGCAUGUGGCCCCCAGUAGUCUGCACAGAAUGGAAUGUGGCCCUUGGACUUACAAGGCUUCCUCAUCCCUGCCCAUAGUCUAGAAGCUCAUGUUUACAUCUACUGCCCUCCAACAGGAGCAAAGGGUGAUGUUGACCAAGGGAGUUCUUGGUUGGUGUCUUUACCAGCAGAUGCCACUGUUGGGUGGCAGGCAAAGGAGACUGGCUGUGUCUGUUCAAUACACAACUGGAUCUGGAUAGUGGCCAGCAGUCACCAGCGAUGCCCUCUUGGCCAGUGGUAUUUCCAUCCUGAUUCAGCACUGGGUCACAUAGUCAGCAUGCACCUUUUCACUGAGCUAGGGCUUUUCUCCAGGAAUUGGUGAAUCUGCCCACUUCUCUCAAUGUCUCCCAUUCCCCCACCGCAUAAUAGUUCAUAAUAGUUCAGUUCGCCACAUUUCUGCAUUAUAUUUCUUUUUUAAAAAUGGAAUAAAGGUCACAAAAAUCA